Teleopsis dalmanni is the source of this 3924-nucleotide messenger RNA. It is a transcript of the gene Zasp67, whose product is annotated as coiled-coil domain-containing protein 158. The coding region runs from base 475 to 2484 and encodes 669 amino acids. The transcript has 8 exons. NCBI's taxonomy places the organism in Eukaryota, Metazoa, Arthropoda, Insecta, Diptera, Diopsidae. Gene Ontology annotation, cellular component: stress fiber; Z disc; filamentous actin. Gene Ontology annotation, biological process: muscle structure development; actin cytoskeleton organization. Gene Ontology annotation, molecular function: actin binding; muscle alpha-actinin binding. The record is from RefSeq and is a predicted model, not a curated record.
CUGUCAGUCACGUUGAGUUUAGUAGAACGAGUGGAUACGGUGCGGCGCAGACAUAAAUUUCAUUAACAGCGAAACGUCAACAGCAACGCAACAGCAACAUCAACAGCAACAGUUGUUGAGUGAAACUCAUAUUGCCUGCAAACUCACACAAUAUAUCACAUAUUCACAGAUAUAGAUAGAGAGAUAUAUUGGAUAGGUGGUUGGUUGCUGUAUUAACAGAUAUUUGUACGUAUAUAAAUUUCUGCAUUAGAUGUAGACGACGUCGGGCGUCCACACCGCACAUAUAUCGCAAAUAUAUCGCAAAUAUAUCGCAAAUAUUUAUAGCAGAUUGUGCGAAACAAUUGAUGGAAGCAAACGAAGUUGAAAAUUUUACAAAAAUCAAAUAAUUUAUUUAAAACAAUCAAAGUGCAAGGCAACCGAAUUAUUUAAUUGUACGGAAAUUUAUAAAUAAAUAAUAUUUACAUAAAAGCAAAUAUGGUGAUCGAUAUAAAAAUGUGUCGCUUCGACAACGUGCCCUGGGGAUUUCGGUUGGUGGGAGGCUCUGAUUUUGAACAUCCACUCACGGUUGUUAAGGUAAAUGAGGGUGGCGUAGCUGAGGAGGCUGGCUUAAAAGCUGGCGAUGUCAUUGUGCGUAUUAAUGACAUUGCAGCCACACCCCUAACGCAUGAUGAGGUUAACAAAAUCAUUACGAAGUGCGGUAAUGUCUUUUUUUUCGGUGUUUAUAGGGAAAAUGAGGAGCCAGAAGAUAUACCAAAACAUUUUCCAGUCAAAGAUACAGAACGUUCUGCAACACCAGAAUCUUUGGUCGAUGCUAAUAGUAUCGGUAAAAGUCCAAUUCCAAACGAACACUUGGAUGAACUCAAGCAGGAAGAGUGUGAAUGCUCAGAGAGAUCAUGUUCUGUAUUAUCCGAGAAUACAGAACGCAUUUUGGUAGAGGAAGAAAUAGCAGCGGUACUCUCUGGUGAAUCUGAAGUUCUUAAAGAACAUAAUAUUAUGGGCGUUAAUUUUUAUAGAAUUUUUCCCAAGCCUGGUGUUUGUAUGACCAGCGCUGUAUUGAAAACACUCAACGAAGAAGCUAUCAAAACUAAAGCAGAAAAGGAUAAAGAAAACAAAAAAUGGACUACAUUUUUACAGAAACCAGAUCGUCCAAUACCAAAAAGUAGACAGCAACUCGAAGCUGAACGCAGAGCUGCCAAUGCUUAUAAAGUCAAAAUUGUCAAGUCGCAACCAAGAAGUGAACGUGACUCGGUUUCGCCAUUCGUGCAAAAAGAAACUGACAUGCCUACCAAUGCAACGCAAAAUACUGAUACCACAAAUGCUGAAGAAACCAUGGCAGAAAGUUCACAAAACGAAACCGUGUCCGAUGUUUUAGAAAAUGUGGCGCAGCCUGCUGAGGAAAUUGAUGUGCCAAAUUUGGAAGCAUUACAAAUCGAUACUAAUAACACAGCAGAUGAAACUAAUGAAGAUGAUGUUGAUGACGACAAAGCCACUGAUGAAGAAAAAAUUGAUAAGGAAAAGGAAGCAUCGCCUGAGAAUAAGGAAACCAUUGACGACAAUAAAUAUGCAGAAGUGGAAAUAAAUGCGGAAAAGUAUGAAAAUGAACAGAGCACAUAUGCUGCGGUGCCAAAAACUGAAAACACUGAAAACACUGAAAAAAUCGAAAUCGAAAAAUUUGAAAAAAUUGAGAAAAUUGAAAAAACAGAAGAAGAACUUGCACUAGAACAACAACUUGCGAGUGUACAAAAACAAUUGGCAGCACUUUCGAGUUUACCCUCAACCAUACAAGCCACACUGGAUGCAGUUACGAAACAAUUGGCUGAAUUGUUGCCAACAUUUAAGUUACAAGAAAUAAAACCAUUGAAAGUCGAAAAUGUACCACGUGAAAUUAGUUUGGAGAAGAUCGAAGAAGUUGCAGAGACUGCAGAGGAUAACAAAACUGAAAGGCGAGCAGAUGUGCAAGAUGCAAUAGAGAGUAAUGAAAGCGUUGAAUUGAAAUCCGUUGAUAAUGAAGUGCCAAUUGAAAAUAAGCAAAACGAUAGCCUUAACAACAAGUGUAAUAUUGCGGAAGAGCGAGAUAAAAAGAUGGAAGAGUCUCAAGUGGAGUCCCGUAAAGCACAGCAAAUGGUCGAGCAAAAGGAGCAAAUGGCAGAAAUGGAUGAGACACAAAACUUAAAAAAGCAAAAGAGACAUGAGGUCAUUGAGGAGCUCGAAGAACAUUGGGAACGUAAAAGUAAUCCGAAACGUUCGAAACGUGCAUUUGGGCCAUUGACUCCUUCGUCAGAGCGUCCGUUAGUAUUGCCCGGUGGACGUCGCUGGUAUCGACCCAAAGAUGCUUAUAAUGAUGAAUUCAUAGCGGAAACAUUAAGUGCACAAGCGGAACUAAUAACCGGCACAACUUUAGGAUUGAAUUGUGGAAUCGUUUAUUUAAUGGCGAAAACAUAUCUCGACGAGCUUUCCGGUAAGUACUUGCUCCAAACUUUAUAGACACUGAGCACCGCAGUGAAAUGGUGCGGUGGCUGGAGUGUAAGCAUAUUUAAUGAACUUCUUAAUUUAAUUAAUAUUAUUACUGAUCAACUUCAAAGCCCUCAAAAACAUUAUUAAUUGCUCACAUGAGCGGUUUGAGUUCUUCGAGGAAGUAGGCAAUGCAAAAAGGACGCUACAAGCAGACACGAAAUCAGUAGAGACAUUGCAUUGUACAGAAUGUAUUGAUAAAGAUUGUUUUUUAAAUCACUGAAAUUUUUUAAAAGCCGAUCCCGAAAAUUUUUUUGGGUUAUGGGCCUAGCUAUAAGUGUUCAGAUAUUCAAUCCUUUGUUUGCAUCUGAUACUGCAAUGUACUUAACGUACUUUAUGCACUAAGUCUUAAUUUAAAAAUACCUGUAGGGACAUAAAUGUUAGUUAGAAGUUAACACCCAUAGUUAUGUGUGAACUGUAGAUAUAUAAAUGUAAUCACAGUUUGUAGAAUUUCAAUUAACAAAUUUUCAAAACUUCCUUGCAAUAUAUGUAGCACGUAGCUUUGGUAUUUUCCUAGACAUAGCUAGGGGUUAUGGUCUACUUCCUCUGGAGAGUAAUCAAAUAAGUACUCAGAUCUAUUAUCUUCAGCUACCUAAUAACAUUGUGCGAUACUUAAUUAAGCAUUUUCUCUGCUCCUUACCAGCUUUGACUUCUAAAAAACAACCGGUUUUUAGAGAAACAGUACUUUAAAAGUUUGUUGGACCAUUUAUCGGGAGGAACAAAAAUGUGAUAAAUAACUAUUAAUUAAUUGCCGUCAUUAGAGUAAAGGUUGUUAGUUGAUUUUCUAUUAGGCUAUUAUAGCUUGUUUUGUCAUUUCAACAAGUUAAGUCUGUGUGAUGUGAUAAGUCUAAGGAGUGCGUUUUCGGUAUCAGUAGGGUGUGUAAGUUGGCUGUUGUUUUUAUAGCCUGAUGAAUUCUCUAUUGCAGGAAGUAUGCAAUGAAUUACAAAAUUCGAAUACGUGAGUCAACAAAAUUUUUAUUUAGUGUGUUCUUACCACUAUAGCCUUAGUAAAAGUGAACGAGCACACUUUUAUGGAGUUGAGAGCUAUCAAAGCCAAACGGGGCUUUUUCAGAAAAACAAAUUGAUGUCCCGUUUGGCAGCAAUCAUGCAUUCGCUUAAUAUAGCAUGAUUCUGCAGUGAAUAUAACCAAGCGCAGGGACCGGAUUCAAAAGGCCACGGGUGUUAACUUAUACAAGAAAACAAGUCGUUUGGAAUAAGGAAUACAUGAGGUGUGAGUGGAAACGCGGAGCGGUCAGAUCUACGUUCUGGACUCACUUAGCAACUAUAACGACCAAGCAUCUCUCAUCAUUUUUUAUUGCUUCAAAUACACAAUUUUCAAGCAAUUGCUGUACAAACAGAUAUACGAUUUUUUUAACUAGACCAACUGCUACAUAAACAUUAAGAUACUUUAAU